AAAAAAAAACAACAAAGGGUUUUGAUAACAAAAAUCAUAUUGUUUUGAAUUCCUCAUUAAUGUAGAUUAUGAUCGAAAGAUUAACGUAGUUUCUGUCUGAUCUCAUAAGUAUAAGUACGGAAAAUGAAAACCGAGGCAAACAUCGAACAAGGAUGUGAUCAAAUCCCACCCGUAGGAGAUGCAUCUGAUAUGGGAAUGGAUGUAGAUGCCUCUGAGGACGACGAUUACAUCGAGGAAGAAAUGUUGUUGUUUACAGACUUUGCUAAUUAUUUAACCGAGGAAGAGCUCACCGAUUCAAACGUAAGAAUAAAGGUCAUUGGUAUAGAUACGGAAGCCCCGAUAAUUCAAAUAAACAAUGAUGUUUACGAGGGUUCGUAUGAUUUCGCUCUAGGAACAAAUGUUUUUCUCGAAGAAGAUGUUGAAGCGAAAAAUUCAAUCGAUCCACUGUAUAGUCCCAAUCCAAACAAAGUGUACAAAUACGCGGGUCAAAGCUCAAAGGUUUUGAAAAUGCAACGAAUAUUUGUCUCACCCAAGACUGAUGUGGCGAAUUUGAAAACCGAACCGGAAGUCACGGAAUCGGACACGAUUAACAAAGCUCAACGUUACUUGGUGACACGAACGUACGAGGAAGCUCUAAACUUACACCUACCAAAGGGCAUGUUUCAACCGCGGCAUAUUGAUCCCGACCAGAACUGUGAACAGAUUGUGCAGUCCAAACCUGCCGAAGCAGAAAGUGAUGACCCAGACGAUGCUUUAGAUCCAGAUUAUGUUCCUAAUAUAAACUUUUAGUUACUGUUAAA
Molecule: messenger RNA, 800 nt
Organism: Malaya genurostris
Lineage: Eukaryota; Metazoa; Arthropoda; Insecta; Diptera; Culicidae
Exons: 1
Coding region: 124-789 (221 amino acids)
Biological process (GO): transcription by RNA polymerase III
Cellular component (GO): transcription factor TFIIIC complex
Source: RefSeq, a predicted model, not a curated record